Messenger RNA from Durusdinium trenchii, 1851 nucleotides. Lineage: Eukaryota; Dinophyceae; Suessiales; Symbiodiniaceae. The record is from the annotation of a GenBank genome assembly.
AUGUUUAUUGGGAUAUCGAUAUUUGAAGGUGCCGGAACACCAGGGCGCUGGCACCUGCGUUUCUUGCAGCUGUUUGCAUUCAAAGCGGGGACAUUCGUCUCCAACUUCCCAGCGUUGUGCGUGAAAUCGCAGGAAAUGGUGCGUCACUCGGAACGCGCUUUUCUCGGUGCAAUUUCGGUGCUGUUGGUGGGCCUAGCAGUGGGCCUUCGCCAAAGGGAGGAGGACGAGCAACUCAACGCGGACAUCGGUGACGAAGAUUGGGGUGUCCCUGUGAGGCCUCGACGUAUUCACGACUUCAGGGAGGAGCCAAGCGCUUUCUUGGAAGAUGAAGAGGAGGGCUGCAGAAAUGGAUAUUCCAAGACCAGCCGAAAGCCGCUUGGGGAAGGUGUGUAUGGCAAGGUGGUGGAGGUGACUAAAGAUGACGAGAAGUUUGCCAUGAAGAUUCCAAAGCCAUUGGGAAUCAAAGAGAACUUGCAUGAGAUGAAGGUGAUGAAGGCGUCAGAUGGAUGCGAGCACGUCCUGCCGAUGAUCAAAGCCAAGCCGUGUGUGGAUGGGAAGAUCGAGAAGAAUGCCUUUGUCACGAAGCUGUUGCCCUGGGACUUGGAAAAGUGGAAGGCGAAAGAGGCAAAGACGUUGACCGCCCGCAAGAAGUGUUUCGAGAUCAUCCGGGAUGCCAUCAUGGAUGGUUUGGAGUGUAUGCAUGCAGGAAAGUACUUGCACAACGACCUCAAGGAAGACAAUGUUCUCUUUGAAGAUCUCGACAAUGAUGGCUGUCCCAUUGGCCUCGUCUUGGCUGACUUCGGAAUGUCUGCGAAGAUUGGUUCAAAGACCAGUUUGUAUGAAAACGAAGACUAUGAAGCUGCUUAUCACGUUCCAGCUGGCCUUUUCGAGGGCAUUGACAAGGAGCUGGAUACUCUGAAUGUCAACAAAGGCACAUAUGCGAUCGUGACCGAGGAGCUGGACUUUUGCGCUUGGGCCGAGAUGUCGUGGGAACAGUUGGAGGCGGGCAUCGAUGACGUUCCGAAACAGAUGGGGAGGGCGAAGAAGUACGGUUUGGGCUUCGAAGUGGUGCAGGAUGUGGAAGAACAGCGACAGCUGGAGGAAGAGGCGGUGAAGCUUCAGAGCGGCGUGGUGAACGCCGAGAAGCUCCAGGAGCUGGCAGAGAAGCAGCAGCAGCGCUUGGCCAGGUUUGACCGAGAGCAGAUGGAGCAGCAAAUGGAGCAGCCGAACGAGACAUGGGAGGACCCACUGGAGGACCCCUCAGAGGGGCGUGCUUGGCUGAAGCCAUUGCCAGUGAUCACUGAGCAACCAGAGCUGCUUGAGGAGCUCCAAAGUCAACAACUUGAGGAGCUCCAGUCUCUUCAGAAGCGCUGGCAGCAAGAGCAAGCAUCACUCCAAGAGAAGCUCCAUGCGCAACUCACCCACGUGGAGCGAGACCCCGAGCUCACGCGAGACCCCGAGGUGUCUGAGGCGACUUCGCCGGAGAAGGUCGAGAAGGUGGAAGAUGCUGAAGAGAAGAUGGAGGAAGACCAGGAGUUACCGCAGGUGGAAUCCAAACCGGCCUCGCAGCUUGCAGAGAUGCUGAGAGCACUGAUGAGCGCACAGCAGGCACAGCAGGCUCAAGAGCAUGCGCAGCAGCAGAAGCUUUUGGAGCAGAUGAAGGAGUUGAAGCUGAAAUGCGAAAAUUUGGCCCCUCCCGAGGAUGCGAGCCGCUUGCGAGAUGAGCAAGUCAAGCAGGAGAGAUCCACACGUCGAUGGCCUCCAGGGCCACUCCGCACGCCUGGGUCGACCAUGGGUGAUGGCGAGCCGCUUUCACCAGAGAAGGUUCCAUCGGAGCGCUCCGACUUCUGA